Molecule: messenger RNA, 5962 nt
Organism: Gallus gallus (chicken)
Lineage: Eukaryota; Metazoa; Chordata; Aves; Galliformes; Phasianidae
Gene: APCDD1
Product: APC down-regulated 1
Biological process (GO): negative regulation of Wnt signaling pathway
Cellular component (GO): plasma membrane
Molecular function (GO): Wnt-protein binding
Source: RefSeq, marked provisional
CGGGUGAGGAGGCGGCGAGCGGAGCCCGAGCUCAGGAGCGAGGGACGGGUUCCCGAAGGAGAGGCGGUGUGCCCCGGCCGCGCUGCCGCCCCGCCAGCCGCCCGCCCCCUAGCGCCGGCCAUGGGCUGCCCGGCGCGGCGCUGAGCGCGGCACGGCCCGCUGUGCGCGGUCGCGGCCCCGGCACGGAGCGCGGAGAUGUUCGUCCCGUACGGCAGCCUGAUGCGGUACCUGUUCCCGGCCCUGCUGCUGCACGGGCUGGGAGAAGGUUCUGCUCUUCUUCAUCCGGACAGCAGGUCCCACCCCCGCUCCUUAGAGAAGAGUGCAUGGAGGGCUUUCAAGGAGUCACAGUGUCAUCACAUGCUGAAACACCUCCACAAUGGGGCCCGCAUCACUGUGCAAAUGCCUCCCAGUAUAGAGGGACACUGGGUCUCUACCGGCUGUGAAGUCAGAGCAGGUCCAGAGUUCAUCACAAGGUCCUACAGAUUCUAUCACAAUAAUACAUUUAAAGCAUAUCAGUUUUACUAUGGUGGCAAUCGCUGCACUAACCCUAUCUACACAUUAGUUAUACGUGGCAAAAUUCGUCUCCGCCAAGCAUCCUGGAUCAUCCGAGGGGGUACUGAAGCUGAUUAUCAGCUGCGCAACAUACAGAUCAUAAGCCACAAUGAAGCAGUAGCCAAAAAAUUAAGUGAGUUGGUCAACAAUACAUGUCCUGGAUUUAUACCGGAAGAUAGUCCCUGGGAGCAGGAUGUGAGCUAUGAUUUGCUCAGAGAAGAGAAUGGCUGUGAAUGCACCAAGGCUCUGAAUUUUGCCAUGCAUGAACUCCAGCUGAUCCGGGUGGAGAAGCAAUAUCUGCAUCACAAUUUAGAUCACCUCGUGGAGGAGCUAUUUCUUGGAGACAUUCAUACUGAUGCUACCCAGAGGAGGUACUACCGACCCUCCAGUUACCAGCCUCCUCUUCAAAAUGCCAAGAACCAUGACCGCACGUGCAUUGCAUGCAGGAUCAUCUACCGCUCCGAUGAGCACCACCCACCCAUCCUGCCCCCCAAGGCAGACCUGACCAUCGGGCUGCAUGGCGAGUGGGUGAGCCAGCGCUGUGAGGUGCGGCCGGAGGUCCUCUUCCUCACGCGGCACUUCAUUUUCCAUGACAACAACAACACCUGGGAGGGCCACUACUACCACUACUCCGACCCCAUCUGCAAGCAUCCCACCUUCACCAUCUAUGCCAAGGGCCGCUACAGCCGAGGAGUGCACUCGGCCAAAGUGAUGGGCGGAACAGAGUUCGUCUUCAAAGUGAACCACAUGAAGGUCACACCGAUGGAUGUGUCCACGGCCUCUCUGCUCAACGUCUUCAACGGGAAUGAGUGCGGAGCGCAGGGCUCCUGGCAAGUCGGUGUGCAGCAAGACGUCACCCACACCAACGGCUGCAUCGCGCUUGGCAUCCGCCUGCCUCACACCGAGUAUGAAAUCUUCAAGAUGGAGCAGGAUGCCAGGGGCAGGUACUUGCUGUACAACGGCCAGCGACCCAGCGAUGGGUCCAGCCCCGACCGACCGGAAAAGAGAGCCACGUCCUACCAGAUGCCUUUGAUUCAGUGCGCUUCAUCCGUACCCAGAUCUGAAGAGUCGCCAGAGGAGAAUAAAAUACGGCUGUAUAGCAGCAGGGCACCAGCAAAACAUCCCAGUGCCUCAGCUCUUGCUUUGGUGUUGUUUAUUUGUACUGUGUCAUAUUGGGACAUUCUCAGCUAGAAGUGAAAAAACUAUUUUUCAUGACUACAAAGCCAGGAUUCCACAGACUGAGGGUUGUUUUGCUUCAGAAAGAAAGGGACGUUUAUUUUCUUGAUGCACUUGAAUGCCUGAGAACUGUUGUUCUUUUCCUUAUUUCCCCCCCUCCUUGAAUCACGAACGGCACUCGUUUGAUGUUUGUGCUUUGAACUUCAUCCAGUCUGAUCCCUGGCGUGACAUGACUGCACAAAAGUAAUUGCACUUUAGGACUGCAGACUUCUGGGGGGCGGGAGGGGGUCUCCUUUUAUAUUGUUUUAACUGCUGGGGUGAACGUUGUGAUCCUGCUUCGUUGUCUCUGCCAUUUUACCAUUGUGGUACUGCUGUGCCCAACGCUCGGUUUCUCAUCACAAUUUAACUCCAUGCAACAAAUCGGUGAUGGCGGUUUCCUCUUGGCUUCAGGAUUCUGGUAGAGAUGUGUAUAUAGGAUGGAAACCCACACGGAUUUACCUGGCCGUGAUCUCACAGCUCAACACAGAAAGAAACAGCAAGUCAACAGCCCUCCGCUGAGAUAGUGGUCGAUGGUCGAUAUCUCCAAUUAAAAGAUAUUCCAAGUAAUUUAAACUGUUUCACAGUCAUCACAUUGUAAAAAUAACCAGUGGUUUAAUAUUUUCUCAUUCAAUUUAGUUAGCUGCAUAAUUGCUUCAGCACUUUCUUAUGUAUCUAGCAAGUGGUUACAACCAAGUCCACUUAAAGCCAGAUAGAAGCAGCAUUUUUUCUGUCAGAUAUACAGCACAGGUAAGCUGCUGAUAAAAGUCUUCAGUGACGUGCUCCAUUGCCAUAUUCAUGAGGCCUCAAAUACCCCAUACGCAGUGCUUGUGCCUUGGGUGCUGUAUCAGCCAGGUGGGUGAAUGAAAGCAGCAGAUCUAAUGACGUGCAGCCCUACUUAGCCACCUGGUUUCAGUGAUGUAAGUGGCCUUUUAGGAACAAGUGAUGGGUCUCAGCAGCAAGCCCACUAUGGGCCCCAGUACUGCCAUUACUUUAAAGAGCAAAGAACGCAGCAGGAAGAAGACCCUCAUAGUCUGAUGGAUGGAGGCUGGCCCUGCCUACCAGAGCCAGGAGCAGGAGAUGCACAAACACCGCUGCCUCCCCACUUUUCUCCUUGCUAGUCAGUCCCAACAUGCAUUGAGUGCACAUUGAUUUGGGCAGAUGCCGCUGGCAGAGUUGGAUAGGGAGAGCCCUCAGAUCAUGUGCUCCAUCAGCAGCAGCCUGCCCUGAAACCCACAGAUUUCCCAUGGUCAGUACAUCCUCAUGUACACACUGACACGAGUGAAAGCAGAGAGGGUGAGGGAGGUGUUUAGGGCCAGCCAGGAAGUACGGUUCAUGGAUGAACCAUGUUCCCCACAUUAAUGGGGAGUAACUGAGGACAUGGCUCAGCCUUGAGGCCUUUACUGAUAGUCAUAAGUGUACUUGCUCCCAAGAGGAACUGUGAGUGAAGUACAGGGCGUGAGGUCACAGCUCCCAGCUGCCCAGUCCUGUGCUAUAGGAGGAAGAACCCUCUAAUGGGUCAUUCCCAGAGUCAUAGGAAAAUCCCAUCCUGAAUAAAGCUUUCAGCAUUACGUGAGUCUCCAUACUGUAUGAUAGAGCAAAAGCAUACUUUGGAAGCAGUGAUAACAUGGGCCUUCCUGGCCAAUCAAGCAGGAAAAAGCCGGGUAGCAGAUGGCCAUACUCAGGCUCUCUGCCUCCUCACAGUGCAUGCCUUCUGCACAGUUUGUUCCAAGCUGGCAUCAGCCUAUGGCAGGGACUUCCACAGAGUGGGAACAAAGUCCACUCAUCUGUUUUUGAGGCAGCACGAGGAGGCACAAUCUCAGGCUCUUGCUGCCAAAUCAGUCACAUCUUUCACACUUGUUCUCAGGCAUGAAAAACUGCAGAAAGCCCAUGAAAGCUCAAGAGUCAGAAUGAAAGCCCAGGAUGGCCGAGCAGUGCUCCUCCACACACCUGAUACCAGAUUCUUCUUCAGCCUGAUAGGAGGAGCUGAAAGCCAAACUCACUAUGGCAAGUCAAGCCCUAAGAACCAGAAGGGAGCUCGGUUUUCUCUAGCUAGAACUCACUUUUAUUGUCAGCAGGUAUUCAGCAGCACAUCUCCAGAUGAGUUACUGAGCUAUUACAAGAUCCCAGACACAUCUCUCCAAAUAGUGGCUAAGCUUCUCAUUUCUGUUUAAGACUUAGCUGCAUCAGUGAGCUCCUGUUAGCUCUUACAUGUUAAGAUGUGCCUGGUGUGGCGUUCCUUUGACCACAUGAGACAAGCUUCUUUCACCACCAACCACUGCCAGGUUAGGUAGUCUCAUCUCUGCAAAACACAAAUAUCUGGGAGCUUUUAAACCCUGAUCCUUCCCUAGGUAUAUGCCACACACAGCUGAGUCCUGGCUGAAACCCAUCUGUCCCAGUAAUGCAGGCCUGAACCCAGCGCCAAGGAGCCACCACAUAGCACCACGUUCUGUAGUCACCAGGGCAAUGGGCCACAACUGAUCACUGCUUUAAUUGCUUAACAUCAGGAGUAUUACAACAGUCUUAAGAGAACUUCAAGCUCAAAGAAGGUAGAUUUAGGUUAGAUGCAAGGAAAAGAUAUUUUGCAGCGAGGGUGGUGAGGCACUGGAACAGGUUGCCCAGUGAUGCAGUGGAUGCCUGGAGACUUUCAAGGCGAGGCUGGAUCAGCCCUGCGCAACCCAGUGUAGCUGUGGUGUCCCUGAUCAUUGCAGGGGAGUUGGACUAAAUGGCCUUCAGAGGUCCCUUCCAACUCUCAGGAUUCUGUGAUUCUAUAACUACGUGUCUUGUUCUUACCUCAAAGAAGUGCAUUCACAUGUGCACUACAGCAGUUAAACCCUUGUUUGUGAAGCACAGGCUUGCAAAGAUCUAGGUUUGCCAAGACAUGGGGCUACACUACGCACAAACAUGACACAGAUUGUGCAAACUGUACAAGAAAUGCAUUUCUUUUUCCUACCAUUUAGAGAUGGUUGAAAAGGAAGAACUAGAAAAAGACCUUCAUAAUGCACUGCAAAUAAUCCAAUUCAGGUUUGUUUUGGCUCUGGUACACAAUGGCUCUUCUGGUUUAUUUGUAUCAUCGACUUGAAACAUAAUUCUGUGAUUUAGGUUCCUAGCAUCUGCUGCCCCCUCUUUCCUCCUUGGGUCUGUAUUUUCCCUUUAUUUUGCUGUUAGCCAACAGAAGCCAAGUUGGACAAAGUUAUGUCAGCCUUAAGAGCAUGUGGUUUAUUUGUCAGUCCCUGUGCUCUGUGAGGGUUCUGCUCGGUUACAGGCGCAGAACUAGGUGCUGAGCUCCCCUGAUCUUCCCAUUUCAUCAGGCACUAAAUUAACCACCGCACGGCAUAUGCAUUUGUGAUACAAUAUAUUCCAUUCAUUUUGUUCCUUCGGCCUGACCUCAUGUGCUGGCAGCCCUGACUGCUGAAGAAGUUAAGCAGCAAGUGCCUUAGCAGCAAACCAAGCAACUUAGAAUCACAGAAUCAUAGAGUCACCAAGGUUGGAAAAGAUCCACAGGAUCACCCAGUCCAACCAUUCACCCGUCACCAAUGGUUCCUGCUAAACCAUGUCCCUCAACACAACAUCCAAAUGUUCUUUGAACACCUCCAGGCUCGGUGACUCCACCACCUCUCUGGGCAGCCCACUCCAGUGCCUGACCACCCUUUCAGAGAAGUAGCAUUUCCUAACGUCCAGCCUGAACCUUCUCUGGCACAGCUUGAAGCCACUGAACUUGUCCCAUCCCAAAGCUUUAACAUGAAACGGUGGAUGGUGGCAUGCUCAUUGAUCACCAAGAGAGGUGAACGCUCCUUUCCCCUUCGCACCACAGUGACGUCCUACUCAAGGACCGACCGGCAGGACCAAUCUGAAGAAGCUCUUCGGCAAACUCUUUUAAGACGUUCUGGUUUUAAAAAGGGACAGAAGGGAACGGAACGCUGCACCACGCCUUCCUUCUCUGUUUCUGUACCGUUUACACACUGUGCCUGCUGCCCUGGGGUACAAUGUCAUUUUGCUGAGCAGAGGUCCGCAGUUUAAGAUGUAGUGUCUGUUUUGCUGAGUUGGGGUGUGCUUGCUUCAUGUGCAGGAUUCAAAAGAAAGAAAAAUCUUUUAUAUUUUUGUAAAGCUAUAGAAGGUAUUUUUCUUCUCAACUCUAUGUUCCAGAUUAAACUGCCGGGGAAGUUUUAGCACUUGUCGAACUAUUGGUUGAAAUAAA